AUGAAGUUCCAGAUUAUUCUCCUUUUGGCUGCUGUUGCCAGCGCCGCCCCUCUUGCCAGCGGCAAAGUCGCUGACGCCGACGAGGCCGUCGUCUACCCAGCAAAGGUUGACCAGUCCUGGGUUGAUGCCGACGUGGCAGCUCGAUCUGUACAAGACGCAGACGAAGCCGUUGUCUACCCUGCCAAAGUCGAUCAGUCCUGGGUUGAUGCAGACAAUGCUUAA
Messenger RNA from Trichophyton rubrum CBS 118892, 222 nucleotides. RefSeq lists its product as uncharacterized. Bases 1 to 222 code for a protein of 73 amino acids. The record is from RefSeq and is a predicted model, not a curated record. The transcript has 3 exons. Lineage: Eukaryota; Fungi; Ascomycota; Eurotiomycetes; Onygenales; Arthrodermataceae.